AUGUACAGAAGCUUAGAUACAGUGGAUAAUGAAAUUCAGUACCGAAUCGAGUUUACCAAUAAACUUACAGCAUCGGGGUUUCCACCACACAUUCUCAAACUGAAGAAAAAACAGUGCAUAGUGCUUCUGAGAAAUUUAGAUGCUACAAAAGGACAUUGCAACGGCACACGCUACAUCAUUGUCAGUUUACAUGAUCAUGUUGUUGAGGCUGAGAUUGCUUCUGGCCCUUAUGCAAGAUCAACUCUGCAAGAAAUCCCAAGAAAUGUAUCUCAAGAAAUGGAAUGUCCCUUUGCAUCUACACGCAAAUACUUUCCUGUCAAGCCAGCUUUUGCCUUGACGCGCAACAAAGCACAGGGACAGACUUUUGAACAAAUUGGAAUAUAUCUUCCGGCACAAUUCUUCUCACUUGCUCAGGUGUAUGCCGCAUUAUCUAGAGUUCGAAAGACGGCUAAUGUAAAAAAUAUUAGCUGA
Molecule: messenger RNA, 471 nt
Organism: Octopus sinensis (East Asian common octopus)
Lineage: Eukaryota; Metazoa; Mollusca; Cephalopoda; Octopoda; Octopodidae
Exons: 1
Coding region: 1-471 (156 amino acids)
Source: RefSeq, a predicted model, not a curated record